Messenger RNA from Cephus cinctus (wheat stem sawfly), 1798 nucleotides. It is a transcript of the gene Amt, whose product is annotated as putative ammonium transporter 3. NCBI's taxonomy places the organism in Eukaryota, Metazoa, Arthropoda, Insecta, Hymenoptera, Cephidae. The record is from RefSeq and is a predicted model, not a curated record. Bases 119 to 1702 code for a protein of 527 amino acids. Gene Ontology annotation, molecular function: ammonium channel activity. The transcript is spliced from 10 exons. Gene Ontology annotation, biological process: ammonium homeostasis; ammonium transmembrane transport. Gene Ontology annotation, cellular component: membrane.
GUUUUUCCCAAGCAGUUGAACUUCCACGAUCAGGUAACUAUUAUUCACUGAUUAGUGUUCUUUCGAACGCUCUGAGGACUUUGUUCAGUUUUUUCCUGAUCUCUUGGUUACCUUUAAAAUGAUAAAUGACACUAGUGACACCAGAAAUGACACUGUUGAACACAAUGCGACCUUCACGAAACUUAUCAGUUCGGUCUACAAUUUGAAUCAGGAAGACAGUAAUUGGAUAGUGACAAAUUCCUUUAUAAUAUUUACUAUGCAAACGGGUUUUGGGAUGCUGGAAUCAGGAUGUGUUUCCUUGAAGAAUGAGGUGAACAUCAUGAUGAAAAAUGUGGUGGAUAUCGUCCUUGGUGGCUUGACAUACUGGAUGUUUGGGUUUGGUAUGAGCUUUGGUAGAAGCGAGUUUACCAACCCAUUUAUUGGCCUAGGAGAUUUUUUGAUUGAUCCAACAAUCGAAGAUGAAUUUAUGGGUCCUGAAUGUGCUGCAUUUCUGUUCCAAUUGAGUUUUGCUACCACUGCUACCACCAUUGUCAGUGGAGCUAUGGCUGAGCGAUGCAAUUUCAAGGCUUACUGUCUCUUUUCCUUUCUCAAUACUAUCGUUUACUGUGUACCGGCUGGCUGGGUCUGGGGUGAUCACGGUUUUCUGAAGAGGAUGGGCGCAGUGGAUAUAGCAGGUUCUGGAACAGUGCAUCUAGUUGGUGGUACCUCUGCUCUAGCCUGUGCCAUGAUGCUUGGUCCACGUUUAGGUCGCUACGAUAAUGGAAUAGAUCAGCUACCUCUUGGUUGUCCUGUGAACGCUAUCAUGGGACUCUUUGUUUUAUGGUGGGGAUGGUUAGCUUUCAAUAGUGGGAGUACAUACGGUGUUAGUGGACAACGUUGGAAAUAUGCUGCUAGGGCAGCGGUAUCCACUAUGUUGAGUAGCAUGGGUGGUGGUCUGAUCGGCUUGGGGUUUAGUCUGGCAAAUCCUAAAAGAAUUGAUAUUCUUAGUCAAAUUAAUGGAAUACUCGGUGCCCUGGUGUCUGUUACAGGGGGUUGCUUCCUGUAUCAAGCUUGGGAAGCUCUGAUUGUAGGAAUAAUAGGGGCUCUUAUAUCUUGCACAGUAAUGCCAGCUUUGGAUAGGGUUGGUAUAGAUGAUCCUGUUGGUGCCUCAGCUGUUCAUGGUGCCUGUGGCAUGUGGGGUGUUUUAGCUAUUGGAUUCUUUGCGGAUAAUCCAUAUCCAUUGUCAAUUACCAGUGGACGAAAAGGAUUGUUUAAAGGUGGAGGAGGGUACUUACUGGCCAUUCAAAGUUUAACAGUAAUAUGUCUUGCUGUUUGGAGUUUUUUAACUUCCAUAAUUCUACUAUGGAUGGUGAACAAAGUUAUCCCAAUAAGGAUGAGCGUCAAGGAGGAACUUUUAGGAGCAGAUUUAGUAGAGCAUAGUGUUCGUCACGCACAAAUUGGUGUUAGCAGAGCAAUGUCAGUUCUACGACCAUUCUCACGUCAAGAAAACUUCGACGAGAUCGUACAAAUAGGAAUAAAUCCAGGUCACGAGUCCUAUCUAACGAGAUAUAAUCGCAUUAGGAAACAUGACAGAUUGUUGAAGUUCCUGAAGCGCCAAACGCGCAAAAGGAAGUCAUCCGGAAGUGUAAAAAUUCACACGAUAUCCGGUCCUGAUAUUAACACAAAAAAGGAUGCAGAACCGCGUUUUGCCUGGAUAGAUUAAAAUCGUAAUAAUUAUCAUUAACUUUUAUCUCACUAGUAACUCACUGGAAAUGUAUAAAUUAAUUGGUGAUUAAUGAGUAAAGGGAGUUUAGAUAGC